This is a messenger RNA of Radiomyces spectabilis, 656 nucleotides long. RefSeq lists its product as uncharacterized. Lineage: Eukaryota; Fungi; Mucoromycota; Mucoromycetes; Mucorales; Radiomycetaceae. Gene Ontology annotation, cellular component: SHREC complex; rDNA heterochromatin. The transcript is spliced from 3 exons. Gene Ontology annotation, biological process: silent mating-type cassette heterochromatin formation. Bases 73 to 627 code for a protein of 184 amino acids. The record is from RefSeq and is a predicted model, not a curated record.
CACACACACACACACACACACACACACGCACACACUGCCACACACUGCCCCAAUUCACUUCCCCAUGUCACUAUGGGCAACCAUAUCGUUGAGCCUCCUUCGCGAUCUGACGGUUCAGGCAACUACGGAAGUGUUCCUAAGAAGUAUAGAGUGUUAGAAUCCUUUCCUGAUGCAAAACAAGAACCGCAAGGUCGAUGGGCAAGGCACUUGGGAAGAAUCAUGGGUAAGAUCCGACACCAGACCAUCCACGACGAUAUGUUUUUACCAAGACUACCAAAAGGCUAUGCCCUGGCCUUUGACUAUGUCACUUCUUCCCGAUACACCGAAUCUCGCCGAUAUUCCUUUUAUAUUUAUGGACAUCCUUCUGGUCGAACAUAUCGGUCCUUUAAACAAUUUAGGUUGCAUUUACUUUGGCUCGAGACCAAUGAAAAGCUGGAUCAUACGCAAUGUCUGUGCGAACUUUGCUUCAGCAUGUCUCAUCCAUGGAUAUCAAAAAGCGUACGUAGUGUGAAUAUGUCACCCAUCGGUCCAAACGAAAUGAUGCAAAUACCGAUACCAAUUACCCCGCCACCCAUUGUUCAACCGCAGUUGUCGGUGGAGACUGUCGCUCAACUUCGAUUGCUGUAAAUACUUGAUCAAAAAAAAAAAAAAAAAAA